This is a messenger RNA of Cervus elaphus (red deer), 2495 nucleotides long. RefSeq names its product epsin 1 (gene EPN1). The coding region runs from base 389 to 2119 and encodes 576 amino acids. The transcript is spliced from 11 exons. Lineage: Eukaryota; Metazoa; Chordata; Mammalia; Artiodactyla; Cervidae. Gene Ontology annotation, biological process: endocytosis. Gene Ontology annotation, molecular function: phospholipid binding; clathrin binding. The record is from RefSeq and is a predicted model, not a curated record. Gene Ontology annotation, cellular component: plasma membrane; endosome; clathrin vesicle coat.
CAGGCAGGACGGCCGGGUGGGUCGCGGGGUCACUUCCGCUUCCGGUCCGUCGCCUUCUUCGGUUGCUUCCCGUCCGCUCGGCGGCUCCCCUCCCCCGCCCGGCUCUCCGCGCCCCUCCCGGGCGGCGGGGCGGCGGGGCCGUCGACGUGCGGCCCUCCGUGCGUCCGCGCGUGCGUCCGAGCGCGGCUCCGCGUCCGCCGCCCGAGGCCCGGAGCGCGCCCCGUGACACCGAGGCCGAGCGGGGGCAGGGGGCUGCCCGCCAUGAGCCCCCGGAGCGCGGCGUGAGCGGCCCGAGAUGCGGUGACCCGCCCGUCGCUGCCGCGCCGCCUCCCCCCUUCCAGUUGCCUGGCUCUGCUCACCCCGAGGCCCGCCCCCGCCCCCUGCCACCAUGUCGACCUCCUCGCUGCGGCGCCAGGUGAAGAACAUCGUCCACAACUACUCGGAGGCCGAGAUCAAGGUGCGGGAGGCCACGAGCAACGACCCCUGGGGCCCGUCCAGCUCACUCAUGUCCGAGAUCGCCGACCUAACCUACAAUGUGGUCGCCUUCUCCGAGAUCAUGAGCAUGAUCUGGAAGCGGCUCAACGACCACGGCAAGAACUGGCGGCACGUCUACAAGGCCAUGACGCUGAUGGAGUACCUCAUCAAGACGGGCUCGGAGCGCGUGUCACAGCAGUGCAAGGAGAACAUGUACGCCGUGCAGACGCUGAAGGACUUCCAGUACGUGGACCGCGAUGGCAAGGACCAGGGCGUGAACGUGCGUGAGAAGGCCAGGCAGCUGGUGGCCCUGCUGCGCGACGAGGACCGGCUGCGGGAGGAGCGCGCCCAUGCGCUCAAGACCAAGGAGAAGCUGGCACAGACCGCCACGGCUUCCUCCGCAGCCGUGGGCUCUGGGCCCCCGCCCGAGGCGGAGCAGGCCUGGCCGCAGAGCAGCGGGGAGGAGGAGCUGCAGCUGCAGCUCGCGCUGGCCAUGAGCAAGGAGGAGGCCGACCAGCCCCCGUCCUGCGGCCCCGAGGAUGACGCCCAGCUCCAGCUGGCCCUUAGUUUGAGCCGAGAGGAGCACGAUAAGGAGGAGCGGAUCCGCCGUGGGGAUGACCUGCGGCUGCAGAUGGCCAUAGAGGAGAGCAAGAGAGAGACCGCGGGCCAGGAGGAGUCGUCCCUCAUGGAUCUUGCUGAUGUCUUCACGGCCCCAGCUGCUGCUCCUGCCACUGAUCCCUGGGGGGCCCCUGUGUCCAUGGCUGCCGCCCUCCCCACGGCUGCCCCCGCCUCGGACCCUUGGGGGGGACCUCCUGUCCCUCAGGCUGCUGAUCCUUGGGGGGGUCCAGCCCCUACACCAGCCUCUGGGGACCCCUGGAGGCCUGCUGCCCCUGCAGGGCCCCCCGCUGACCCUUGGGGGGGGACCCAGGCCCCUGCGGCUGGAGAAGGACCAGCACCCGACCCUUGGGGGGGCUCUGAUGGUGGGGCCCCAGUUAGCGGAACCCCGGCCUCGGAUCCCUGGGCACCGGCCCCGGCCUUCUCAGACCCCUGGGGGGGGUCCCCUGCGAAGCCCAGCACCAAUGGCACUGCAGUGGUGGGGGGCUUUGACACGGAGGCCGACGAGUUCUCUGACUUCGACCGCCUGCGCACGGCCCUGCCGGCUUCUGGGAGCAGCACAGGGGAGCUGGAGCUGCUCGCAGGAGAGGUGCCUGCCCGCAGCCCCGGCGCCUUCGACAUGAGCGGGGUCGGGGGCUCUCUGGCUGAGGCUGUGGGGAGCCCCCCACCCGCGGCCGCCCCGACGCCCACGCCGCCCACGCGCAAGACGCCCGAAUCUUUCCUGGGCCCCAACGCCGCGCUGGUGGACCUGGACUCGCUGGUGAGCCGGCCGGGCCCCGCAGCGCCCGGGGCCAAGGCCUCCAACCCUUUCCUGCCGAGUGGAGCCCCGGCCACCGGUCCCUCCGUCACCAACCCCUUCCAGCCUGCGCCCCCCGCGACGCUCACCCUGAACCAGCUCCGGAUCAGCCCUGUGCCCCCGGUUGCGGGAGCGCCGCCCACGUACAUCUCUCCCCUCGGCGGGGGCCCUGGCCUGCCCCCCAUGAUGCCCCCGGGACCCCCGGCCCCCAACACUAACCCCUUCCUCCUAUAAUCCAGGGCGGGAGGGGCCUCCCCCAUUCUGCUCCCUGGGAGACCAGUGUUGUGAGUGCAUGUGAAUCGGGGGACCCUGCCCCCCCCAGCACCCUUCCCCCUCCUGGGGCCCACUCACACUACAGCCUCUUCCUGUGUCCCCCGCCCGCCUCCCUGAGAGAAACUGGACGCGGCUGGGGAGGGUGCUGGCCGGAGGAGGACCCUUCCCACGGCAUUAGAAGGGGGAGGGGAGCGGGGGGCCCCGCCCGUUCCCCUCCCCCAGCUCCUGACUGGCCCUCAAUCAGUGUUUGAGCCUCCUCCUCCCCUCACGCACCCCUCGGUGAAUCCUCGGUGAUGAUUUUGGCAACUUCGGGAAUAAAUGGCAAUUCUCACGGGCA